GCCCCCUUUCACUCCAAAAUCCCCAUUCUUUCUGCAACACCACCACACACACUUAUAUAAAAAUGGAAAUCGACGAUGAUAACGGCACAAAUACAAAGAAGAAUCCGGGAUACGUAGAUUUGAACUGCCUAUCUACCACAUCUUCCGACGAUGAUCGGCCACCGGAACUCAUCAUCGUAAAAUCUAGUAACAAGUCCGACGGUGAAGUACACGCGCCGCCGCAAGAGGAUGAAAAAGAUGAUUUUGAAUUAAUGACCAAAACUGACCAUGAACUUAACCAGACUUUAGCUCGGCUGAUAAAUACUCGAGCGUUAAGUAAAACGUUGCCUGAUAAAGGAGAAAAGCUCAUGGCGAAUAUCCGGCGACACCAAAGCGAACUCGAAAAACGAAAUAAACUUAAGUUGGAAAAGGCUGAAAAUGGAUGUGAGGAGAUGAUACAACUUUCUGAUCAUAGUGAUGACAGUGCUUCGUGUGGCGAAAAGAAAAGUGAUCGGAAAUCUUCAUCUUCAAAGUUUGCCAAACGUCUUCUGCAAAAUAUGGGGGAAGAACAGAAAGAUUCUAGGACUGUCAAUGCAUUUGAAAAAGAGUUGUCUUACGUCAAUCCUUGUAAAGGGCGAAAACCGAAGCCUAUAAAUGAGAAUUUGGAUAAGGAAAGAACCAAAACAGGAUUACUUUCAAAACUCCCGAAGACUCCUUUAGUGGAUUGUGAGAAUCAAUUUAUCUUCGAUGAUGAUAAAAAAGAUGGCGAUUCUACUACUUCUUUCUCAGAACCAAACUCUCCUCAAGAUCCACCUACAAGAGUUUUGAGGCCUAGACAUAAACGGAAUCAUCAUUUACUGGAUGAGGAGAUUGAGACUACACAAUAUGUGGAACCAUUGGAUCCAUGCAUGAAAAAUGUUAAAGUCUACUACCCAUCAAGGGAUGACGUUGAUGCAGUCGAAGUUAAUUACACUGACAUGGCAUGUCUUGAUCCCGAAGCAUGUCUUUCAUCCACUAUCAUGAAUUUCUAUAUACGAUACCUUCAGCAGCCAACAUCUUCGUCUGAUGGUGCAACAUCUAGUUAUCAUUUCUUUAACACAUAUUUUUAUAACAAGCUAGAUAAGCUAAACUACAAGGAAGAUGCGUUUCGCAAGUUCAGAAAGUGGUGGAAAGGUGUCAGUAUUUUGGAGAAAGCAUACAUACUUCUCCCCAUACAUGAAAAUGCUCAUUGGAGCUUGGUGAUAAUAUGUCUCCCUAACAAGGAAGAUGAACUUGGGCCAAUGUUGCUUCAUUUGGACUCACUUGGACUGCACAAUAGUUUAUCGCUAUUUGAUAACAUUAAAAGAUUUUUGAGGGAAGAGUGGGAAUACCUAAGAAAUCCAAAAACUGCUUCUACAAGUACAGAUGGAAUUUGGGAAGUUUUUGAUCGUAAAGUGGACCAGAAAAGGGUUGUGGUUCCACAGCAGAAGAAUGAUUAUGAUUGUGGGCUGUUUGUUUUGUUUUAUAUGGAACGUUUCAUCAAAGAAGCUCCUGAGAGACUACGGAAAAAAGAUUUAAGAAUGUUUGGAAAACAAUGGUUUCUCCCUGAAGAAGCAUCUAACUUGAGAGGAAGAAUUCGUAAUCUACUUGUAGAAGAGUUCAAGAAAGCCAAAGAGACGGAAUCCACAUCAUCUCCCUAGUGCCUGGCACAAUUCUAGUUUUGGUAAAUCAUGAUAGGUUUAGUUUACGAAACAUUAUGGUAAAAGUUGCUUCUUUUAGAUGUAAAUUUUGUUUCCAAAAGGCCAUAUGUAUAUACAUUUGUAUAGGAAGGCUUAAAAGCAGCAACUGCUAAAAGAGAAGUAAUGAGAUCUGUUAGAGUUGCCCCAUGUUUCCCAAAAUAUAAAUGAUGCAUGCUAUAUUGCUAUAUCAUGUUCCUUCCGUCCCAUAUAAUGGAUUCACAUUACUAAUACUA
Erigeron canadensis is the source of this 1930-nucleotide messenger RNA. RefSeq names its product ubiquitin-like-specific protease 1D. The record is from RefSeq and is a predicted model, not a curated record. The transcript is spliced from 14 exons. The coding region runs from base 63 to 1658 and encodes 531 amino acids. Gene Ontology annotation, molecular function: cysteine-type peptidase activity. Gene Ontology annotation, biological process: proteolysis. Lineage: Eukaryota; Viridiplantae; Streptophyta; Magnoliopsida; Asterales; Asteraceae.